AUGAUGCUAAAUUAAAGAUAAAACACAUUUACAUUAACUUAAAAUAUUAUCCUUAGUAUAAUCUAUGAUUAAAUAAUUAAAUAUUUAAGAUUUAAUUAUUAAUUACAACAGCUAUUCUGCUUUGAAUUAGAAAUACAAAAACUGGGGUUUCGUACAUUAAAUAAACUUUGGAAUCGGAAUAAAUCCUUUUUAAUUAUGAGAUUGAAAAUUAGCUAAUAAGAUGUCAUUUAUAGUCAAUUAUUUUACUGUUGUUGUUAAUGA
Paramecium sonneborni is the source of this 261-nucleotide messenger RNA. NCBI's taxonomy places the organism in Eukaryota, Ciliophora, Oligohymenophorea, Peniculida, Parameciidae. The record is from the annotation of a GenBank genome assembly.